AACUCACUGCAGACGAAUCAUCCCUUGUUUAUAGAGUAACCUCAUUGGUAUUCCCAGAAUCCCAUCGAUACUCGACCAAUGAGGACGCAGCCAAAAUUUUCACCAACCAAUCAUGAAAGAGGAAAAUCCUAACAAAGUUUUAAAGCACCAACGAGGUGACAAAGAUUCAACGAAGAAGAUUUCAAGUCAGUGAGUGUUUUGUUUAAGAAAAUAGUUUAUAUUUAGUAAAAUAUAAUGCAGAGGUGAUUGUGUACAAAGUGCAGUGCGUGGCAGUGCAAUAUGAUCAUUAUUUACAUUGAUAUACUGCUGUUAAUUAUAUUGUUAUGCCUGACGGUGUUCAUGUGCGGCUACUGUUUCUACCGCAUCAACCGAAUGCGCCAGAAUGGAGAGAUCGCCAUCUUGUUGAGGCCCACCAAAGUCGUGUUCUCACAUAAGAAGGAGGGACAGUCUGCUGAGGAACUCAGAACGGUAGUAGCCUACCAGAACCCGUUCACUGGUGACUACUGCGUGCACAAGAGUAGAGCUGGUCCCAAGGGCUACGUGAACAACUUGCAGCCUGACUCUCCUGACAGCGGCGUGUCUGAUGAGUACGAGCCUCUGAACCUGGAGCCUAUAGGCCCGCAGCCACAGCUGCCUCAUGUGGAACAGGACAAGAUGCCGCCUGGUAUUAUCGCUAUGCCAAUGCCGGACUACACGAUAAAGCUGCAGAUGAGUCCAAACCACGACUACAACAGCGUCAACAAGACUUGGAACUGGAACUACAAGGAGUAUCAGAUCUGAACCACUCACCCUGCAUCAUCAUCACCAUCCUCAUAAAUAGUAUAGAUGUACUGCAUACAUGGUAUUCUUCUAUGUGACUUCUACGCUUGCCACUAA
Spodoptera frugiperda (fall armyworm) is the source of this 876-nucleotide messenger RNA. RefSeq lists its product as uncharacterized. NCBI's taxonomy places the organism in Eukaryota, Metazoa, Arthropoda, Insecta, Lepidoptera, Noctuidae. The transcript has 5 exons. The record is from RefSeq and is a predicted model, not a curated record. Bases 280 to 780 code for a protein of 166 amino acids.